This is a messenger RNA of Acanthosepion pharaonis, 1839 nucleotides long. NCBI's taxonomy places the organism in Eukaryota, Metazoa, Mollusca, Cephalopoda, Sepiida, Sepiidae. The record is from the annotation of a GenBank genome assembly.
AUGAAGGUAAUUGCUGAAUCCAUUGGAAUUGCUGGUCUUCCUGAUGAUGCUGCAAGCCAACUGGCUGAGGAUGUCAGCUACAGACUAAAACUACUUAUUCAGGAAGCUGUCAAGUUUAUGCACCACGGUAAACGUAACAAGCUGUGCAUCACUGAUUUUGAUAUGGCUCUCAGAAUCAAAAACCUUGAACCAUUAUAUGGCUUCCAGUCAAAAGAUUUUAUACCAUUCCGUUAUACAAGUGGAGGUGGCCGUGAGCUCCAUUUCCAUGAAGAAAAAGAACUUGACUUGAAUGAAAUCAUCAGCAGUCAAUUUCCAAAAAUUCCUCUGGAUGUUUCUCUGAAAAUUCAUUGGUUGAGCAUUGAAGGUGUCCAGCCUGCUAUUCCUGAAAACCCACCACCAGCUUCUAAAGAGCAGCAACAGAAAGAAAGCUUUGAUACUUCUAUUAAGGCAGUAAUUGACAGACUACAUAAACCCAAACCCCACACAGACUUGGCCAAAGCUAGAAUGAAACACAAAAGUGCUAAUACUGCCAAAUUGAAAAAUCUUAUUAUUCAUGAGCUUUCUGUUGAACAACAAUUAUAUUAUAAAGAAAUUACCGAGGCUUGUGUUGGUGCUGAUGAACCAAGACGGCAGCAAGCAUUGCAAAGUUUGGUAUCAGAUCCAGGACUUCAUCAAAUGCUGCCUCGAUUCAGUACUUUUAUAUCUGAAGGUGUUAAAAUCAAUGUGGUGCAGAAUAACCUGGCACUUCUUAUUUAUCUCAUGAGAAUGGUGAAAUCUCUCAUUGAUAAUCCCAAUUUGUACCUUGAAAAAUAUCUCCACGAAAUUGUCCCUGCUGUGACAACAUGCAUUGUUAGUAAACAAUUGUGCUUGAGACCAGAUCUUGAUAAUCACUGGGCACUUCGGGAUUUUGCAGCCAGACUCAUGAAUAACAUUUGCAGGACAUUUAACACUUGUCGCAAUAAUCUACAAACCAGAGUAACUAAACUUUUUAGUAAAGCUUUGCAAGCAGAAAAAAUUCCAUUAUCUACUCAAUAUGGUGCUCUUGUUGGGCUUGGAGAGCAAGGACAAGAGGUUGUGAAGACAUUUAUUGUUCCUCACUUAAAAAUUCUUGGAGAUCGUUUGAAGGCAGUCAUCGACAGUCCAGUUGUUAACAGUUUAGAUAAACUUGCUGUUGAUCAUGUUAAAAAGAUUUUAUUGAGAGUUGUCCCUCCAGUACUGAAAAAUAUGAAAACUGGAAAUGAUACAAUUGAAGACUUUAUAAAAGAAUAUGGUUACUUAGGCCAACCACUGCAUGCUGCUGUUCUUCAAGAAAGACAGAUUCCUGUAUCUGUACCCAACAUGCCACCUGCAGCUAUCACCACUGCAAGUGGAAGACAGCCCAUCCUUAUCCAAUCUGGCAGCUCAACACAAACCAGUAUGUGUACAAGUAGUACCAACACUCGCUUGGUUACACCUUCAAGUGGUGUUGGACGUACACAAGGCCAAGGACAAAACAAGUUGGUUAUAGUGACUCCACAGUGCAGACCCACUGUAGCAGCAUCUGUAGCUACUGGUUUCAACAGCACAGGUAGCAAUACUUCCGCUUCAACUAUUGUCAAACUGGUAACUACUCCCAGUACUAGCACUACCAGUACUGUUGUCGGAGCACCUCCUCAGAAGGUUGUUGUGGUCUCACUCUCUUCAGGAGCUAGUGCCACCACACAGGUGUGCACCUCCGUAAUGCAGACUAGCAGUACAAGUACAACCGCAGCAAUAUCUACUGCUUCUCAUGGUAUGGGCAUGAAGAGUGUUUUUAGCACUACAUCAACAACAAUAAAAAAAGAACCAUCAACUCCUUGA